AUGGGAAGCAUGCAAACGCAAACUGGAAAUCAAGACAAGCAACAGCCUGUUCAAGUGAAAGCUUCUCCACAAACCCAGUUGAAAAAAGUUGAUGAGUUGUUGAAAGAUUAUGAGGCCGUCAUUGGGAUAGUGACCGAUUUUGAUGUUCCAAAUGCAACUAGUGGUGAUAUUAAUGUGGAUCUUCCGGUUCAGUUCGGUGGGGGUCACAGAAAGUUUGGCAUUACUAGAGUUCACAUGGAAGAGGAUGCUGGGAAAUUAUACUGGCACUGGGAGUUAUUCUCAGGCAAUUCAUCUGUCUGUUUAAAAGAGCACUUGGUUUGA
This is a messenger RNA of Oldenlandia corymbosa var. corymbosa, 321 nucleotides long. NCBI's taxonomy places the organism in Eukaryota, Viridiplantae, Streptophyta, Magnoliopsida, Gentianales, Rubiaceae. The record is from the annotation of a GenBank genome assembly.